AUGGACAGCUCGGGAAAAGGAAAUAAAAAAGAUGCGCAAGAUGGACCACCCAAAGAUACGAAGCUGCCUACCAGCGAAGCACUUCUGGACUACCAUCGUGAAAUAAAGGAGAAUGCAGUGGAACGGUUCAUGUUUCAGAUCAAGAAGCUGAGGGACAGGAACCAAAGGUACCAAGACAGGAAUAGACGCCUCAAAGAAGAACAGAAAUGGCACAUAAAGAACCUCCUGAAAGAGCUGACUGAGGAGAAGUCAGAGGGAGCCCCGAUCGUGACAAGGGAGGACGUCGAGGAAGCAAUGAAGGAAAAAUGGGAGUUUGAAAGAAACCAGGAGAAAAACUUGAAAGAAAUGCGCUUACAAAUAAAUGAUGCUGAGAAGCUGUUUCUUGAGAAACUCAGUGAAAAGGAGUAUUGGGAAGAGUACAAGAAUUCAGGGAGUGCUCAGCACGCUCAACUCAUUGUUUCCUUACAAAAUGACAUCGAAACAGUCAAAGAAAAUGCCGAGAAAAUGUCAGAACAGUAUAAAGUCACUCUGGAAGAUACUAGAAAGAGAAUAAUCAGAGAAACCCUGAUACAGCUAGACCUAAGGAAGGAAUGGGCCACACAGAAUGCCGUGAGGUUCAUUGACAAGGGCAACUACCGAGAGAUCUGGGAGAAUGACUGGCUAAAAAAAGAAAUUUCGACUCAUAGGAAGGAAGUUGAAAGACUGGAAAAUUGUGUUCAACAACUAGAAGAGGAAAAUUUGGUGCUUAUUGACCAACUGUUUAACUGUAGACUUUUGGAUCUCAAAAUACCCAGGAAACUGUAUCUUACUCAAGCUGUUGGGCAGCAAGUGCCACCUGAAGAUGUGUCUUUGAAGUUGCCAGAGAUAGACAUAGAGGAGAAUCUGAAAUCGCCCACUGAGGCAGAGGGUGGAGAUGCAUUGAACCUCUCCCCAGGGAGCAGCCAUGAGGCUAGCAGUCCAGAAGUCCACUUCACAGAGAUAGAAAGAGAGGACAGCUUGUCCACGGAGAUGGAGUGCUCUAUCAUCCAUCAUUUGCUGCAUGAGGAUGAGCAGGACUUCAAGGAAUAUGUAAACUUGGGCCCCCUGGCUUUGAAGCUCAUGAGCGUGGAGGGCAGGAAAAUGCCCAUUCAUUUUCAAGAAAAGCAGUCUCCAGUCAAAUCUUACGAAGACAUCCAGAGCCCUGAGAGACAUAUCACACAUAGGAUGAUGAAGAUGUUUCUCUAG
Peromyscus californicus insignis is the source of this 1224-nucleotide messenger RNA. RefSeq names its product coiled-coil domain containing 83 (gene Ccdc83). The record is from RefSeq and is a predicted model, not a curated record. NCBI's taxonomy places the organism in Eukaryota, Metazoa, Chordata, Mammalia, Rodentia, Cricetidae. Bases 1 to 1224 code for a protein of 407 amino acids. The transcript has 10 exons.